Messenger RNA from Epinephelus moara (kelp grouper), 4699 nucleotides. It is a transcript of the gene micall2b, whose product is annotated as mical-like 2b. The record is from RefSeq and is a predicted model, not a curated record. Gene Ontology annotation, molecular function: protein binding. NCBI's taxonomy places the organism in Eukaryota, Metazoa, Chordata, Actinopteri, Perciformes, Serranidae. The transcript has 16 exons. Bases 237 to 2624 code for a protein of 795 amino acids.
UGUUCUCAGUUGAGAGAAGGUGAUUCCCACACACACACACGCCAGCACACACACACAUUCACACAGAGUCCUGCUGUCUGUCAUUUCCUGGAUCCAGCGUGUCCAAGCUGCUGUGGAAACUUUCUGAAGUUUGGUGUUGGAGGGAGGAAGAGGAGGAGUGGGGGAGCUCCGGGAGUCUUAACACAGCGGUCGCCGCUGCACUCACACACGGAUCAGCUCGGCUCUGAACUCCGGGGAUGUCGGCCGUCAAGGCGCUGCAGCAGUGGUGCAAGCUCCGGUGUGAGGGCUACCGGGAUGUGUCCAUCACCAACAUGACCACGUCUUUCAGGGACGGCUUGGCUUUCUGCGCGCUCAUCCACAAACACAGACCCGAUCUCAUUGACUUUGAUUCACUCAGGAAGGAGGAUGUUUAUGAGAACAACAAACUGGCCUUCAAGGUUGCGGAGGAGGAGUUGGGAAUUCCAGCACUGCUGGAUGCAGAAGACAUGGUGGCUCUUAAGGUCCCUGACCGCCUCAGUAUCCUGACAUACGUCUCACAGUACUACAACUACUUCCAUGGACGCUCCCCGAUUGGUGGUAUGGGAGGUAUAAAGCGCCCAGCUGACGCUCCCACAGAGGAACCGUCUGGGAAGAAGAACCAGCCGGUGGUGGCAAAGGUGUUUCCCUCUUCCACCCCUGCCAGAGAGAACAGCCCUCCCCCCUCCUCCAACAUCUCAAAGCCCUCUCCUUCCCCAAGACAAACCAGAAAUGCUACAAAGGAUGUUGUGGUUGAGAAAUCCCAUCAGACAGGCACCCUGAGUAACAAAUGUGUGUCAUGCAACAAGCACGUUCACCUGGUGCAGCGACAUCUAGUGGACGGGAAGCUCUAUCACAGGAGCUGUGCAAAGUCACUGUCGUCCACAAACACACCUGCACCUUUCAGAGAUUUACCCACAAACACCCCUGUUUCCAAGUUUACACCUCUACCAGACUCCACCAAAACAAACACAACCACUACCACUCACACACCCUCCAGACCGAGACCAUCAUGGCUGACGGAGAAACCCAGCACCCCUCCCAGCUUCUCCUCCACUUUCUCUACUCCAUCUCCUUCCCAGCCAGCUUCAAGUCUCUCCUCUGCUUCUAAAGACUCUCAGACAUCUGUUGUCUCCAAACCCACAGCUUCACGGACUACUUGUGAAUCUACCUUCACCACAACAACCACUUCUAUCAACACCAGGCCCACUGCUGCUCCCCGUACCUCCACCACGGCUGCGAAGACACUGCAGUCCAAGCUUAAGUUCUUACAGUCAGAUAACACAGCUAAAGAUGAAGAGAAACAGACGACAACUGUCAAGUUUGACAUAAAUAAAGGGACGAAUGUGACUAGUAAGGUGCAGGAGGCCACAGCAGGGAAGGCCGUCACUGUGGUUGUAAAUGUUGGUGGUCUUGGCCAAAAGGAAGCAAAUAAGAGCUUGAACACAGGUGGGGAGAAAGCUAAAGCAGCAGGUGUAGGUGGAGAUUCGAAGGCUAAAGCAACGGCAGCAGCCGUCAUCUCCAAAAAACUGGCUGAGGAGAACAACAAUAACAACAGCAAGCCAUUGUGGACGAAUGUAGUGUUAAAGAAAACUGACAAACCUUCUCAAGUGGAGACACCAAAGAAGGAGACAGAAGGAGUCAGAGGGAGAGUGAGGCUGAAACCAGACCCGUCAAUCCUCGCCGACUUUCAGAUUCCGACAGACACCCGGACUCCGAGCCCAUCCGGCAAGAGUGGAGUCAGAGCAAGAACUCCAGACAGAGGCAGCCCAAAGCCCGGCAGGGCAUCACCCAACACCUCAGCAUCAGAAAACAAUGAGUCUCCUGCGGACUGGCGGUCAAAGCUCAAACCCAUCUCCAAACCGGCUGUUCUGUCACAGCCCUCGCCAAAACCAUGGGCUAAUGGAGCCGGAAAGCCUCAGACUUCAGAACUGUCCGUUGGGCCUUCUCCCUCCUCGCAUCCUUCGACCCCGAGCAUUUCUGUCACUCCACCUGCAUCAAAGGGAUUCCAGAAUGGUCAAAAAGAUCUGACUGCAAAUGGCACCAAGACAGAGGCAAAGAUUUCCAAGACUAAACCAGACUACAUUCCCAAAGAUGAAAUCAUAAGGGAACUGAAGGAGAUUGAAGAUAAUUUGAACGAGUGGGAGAGGAGGGGAGUGGAGCUGGAGGUGAGGCUCCGCAGCUCUGAAGAAGAGGGCGUAGAUGACUCUCUCAUGGAUGGGCUCAUGGUCGAGUGGUUCAACUUGAUCAGGAACAAGCAGGUGGCCAUGCGCCGGGAGUCCGAACUGGUCUACAUUGGAAGGACCCAGGACCUGGAGGAAGAGCAGCCCAGUGUUGAGCAGGAGCUCAGACGAUUGAUGGACAAACCAGAACAUCUGAAAACAGCCUGGGACCGGAAGAGAGAAGAACAGCUGAUGGCCAAACUGGUGGAGAUCGUCAAUGACAGAAACGCUAUAGUAGAUGGUCUGGACGAGGACAGACUCAGGGAGGAAGAGGAGGACGAGCAGCUAAACAAGAUGAUGAUGAAUUUCAACAUAAAGAAAGACAAGCCAAAGAAAAAGUCUCCGAUGUCCAAACUGUUCGGCUGGGGGAACAAGAAGGAGGGAUGAUGCUCCUCGUACACGGCGCCUGCUACAGUCUUUGAUGUUUUAUUUUCUUUCUUUUUUUUUUUUUUUUUUUUCUUGCUCCUCUUGUUGUAGUCUUAAUGUCAGUGUACUCAGCCUGUGAUUCAUGGGAUAACACUGAUAGUGUGUGUGUGUGCGUGUGAUCCAUCAUUCUAAGCGCUUUUAGAAAAAUGCCCUUCCCUCUGUCAACUGCAUCACUCAAGAUCUGACAUUACUCGUGCCUGCUAGUGCCACACACGCACAUGCAAACACACAAACGCACAGACACAGCUGAUGUUGAGGGGUUAAUGACUCACCAGCCGUGAUGUGAUUGGGUUCAGUGCUCUACUUGUUAGUUUUAAUACCCUUCUAGUCUUAAUCUGUCUACUUAAUGCUCUCAAACACACACACACACACACACACACACACACACACACACGUUCUCCUUAUAUCUUCUUACAUAUGCGACAUAUUGAGAUGUUGGUUGUAUACAGUACCACUACAGAUGCUAAUACGGGUUAAAGAACAGAGGUCGGACAGAUGCGUCGUGCUCUCUGCUCAUGUUUCAGUUCACACUACAAGAACAACUUCAGGGUCACUUUCUGACUCUGAUGUUGUCAAUUACAUGUGUAAAUUACAUUUAAUCUUAGAGGUCUCUCUCUGUCUGUAGUUUUCUGUCAAAUACAGCACGCAUCUUUUUUUUCUUGGACGACGUAGACUCAGAGCGCUGCCCUUUGAGAAGAACAAGUUUUUUUUUUUUUUAAUAAAAUCUUUUCUUGUUAUAAUAGCGUCAUCUAGUCCGGUGGUUUCCAAUUUGAGGUUUAUUUAUUAUGGGAUAAUUUAGCCAAGGUGGGAACAAGUCUUUGUUUUGCAAGUCAAAAGCAAGUCUUUGCACUUAAGUCCUAAUUCAUGUCUAAAGUCCUAAUCUUUGAAUUAAGAGUCUUCAACAAGUCAUCAUGCGCUCUUCCCCAAAUGUAAUGCCAUUUUAACAACAGAGUAAGAAUAUAUAAGAUUUACAAAAACGUUAAGGCUUUUAUAAAGAUUUGUAUUUAUUUUCUUGGAAGUUGUUCCGUCUUCGUCUGUAAUUUUUGACCCACACGUUUUGCACACUGCGAUUCAUUUUGUGUUGACCACUGCAUAGAUUUUGUGAGUGAGCAAAAUAGCUUUGGUAUCAUUUUCUUCAGCUGACGCUCAGUAACGUAACAUUUGUUCUUCCUGCAGCUCCUCUGCAGCUUGAUUGGACCCUGUCAGAUUGGUUCAAAGUGGAUGUGGAGAAUGAGGUGUUGAUCACUCUGCAGCUGAAUGUGUCACAGCCUGUAUGCAGGCAUAAGUUUGUUUUUUGAAACCAUAUUUCUUGAAAAACACUCGUGCACACAGCAUUUCACUCUUGACCUUUCGGAAACAUACAUCCUGAAGGUUUACUCUCUAAUUUAGAGCUUUCAACUGCAUAUUUAGGUUUGAAAAUCAGCGACUGUGAUUCUUCCUGAAUGAAGCGAAAAGCUCUGAAUCAUCAAUAACUGCACCUUUGAGCUUAUAGUCUCUCCAAAUAAUGCAUUUAUGAGUGAAAGCAGUCACUGGAUGUCAUGUCAUGUUUUACUGUCCUAUCCAGUCAUGUUCUGUUGGACUUGAAUAUGCAGUUUGUGGUUUUAUAUCUGGUCUGCGUCACGUGACUCAAAUAGAUUAAUCACUCAAACUAAAAGUUCGAGUAGACUGGAUGAUUGUGAGUGUUAGAAAUAUAAGAUCUGGUCCAUAUUGGAUCUUUGUAUGUUUUAAAUCUUUCUUUUGCUGAAUUAACUGAUUAGCUUGUCUGUGUCAUAAUCUAUAACUCUAGAGGCACUGAGGCAAACUUUUAAUGUCUGUGUUGUGACCCAAAGUGCUCAAUUUCAACACAAAAUGUAACUCUGUAUAUAUGUUUGUGUUCUUGUCCCCUUUAUUCUCCUCUAGCUCAGCUGUAUAUAUUGUAUAAAGUUGGUACUUAACAGCAGUCUGAUUAUUAAAUGGAGAAACAGGCCUGGAUGUUUUAACAGAUUACUGUAAUAAAUCUACUGAAAUUUUAAUAAAAUGACAACAUCAUGAAUUGA